Messenger RNA from Morus notabilis, 2157 nucleotides. RefSeq names its product probable inactive purple acid phosphatase 27. Gene Ontology annotation, molecular function: metal ion binding; acid phosphatase activity. The record is from RefSeq and is a predicted model, not a curated record. The coding region runs from base 26 to 2023 and encodes 665 amino acids. The transcript is spliced from 13 exons. Lineage: Eukaryota; Viridiplantae; Streptophyta; Magnoliopsida; Rosales; Moraceae.
UUUAUCACUCUUUUCUGUGAUUAUCAUGGGACCAUUUAGUAGUAGUACUAAUUCUAAUUGGAUUUUCAAGUUUUUCUUCAUUACACAGAUCUUAAUACUCUCUUUUGGUCCAAUAUUUUCCUCCUCUUCUUCUUCUUCUUCUUCUUUUUCUUCUUCUUCUUCAUUGCACCCUUUGAUCGCUGAGUCCCAAGCCAUACACCAAAACUACACGGCGAUAUCAGAUUUCCGGUUAGUAAAUCGGAGAAAACUCGGCGACUGCCUCGAUCUGAACCCUUACCAACAGACUAUAAAUGUUAGCACAGGUCUUAAGCUUGGCGAUGAAGAAUAUGUCACGGUCACUGUUAGUGGCGUGUUGUUUCCUUCUAAAGGUGAUUGGAUUGGCAUGAUAUCGCCUUCUCAUUCCGACGUCAAAAGUUGUCCUGAUGCUGCACUAAAUUAUGUACAAACUGGAGAUUUCAGCAGCCUUCCUCUUCUCUGUCAUUAUCCUGUUAAGGCAGCUUUCCUCAGCAACGACCCUGACUAUCUGAGCUGCAAGAAGAAGGAAUGCAAGAAACACAAGCAAGGCAAAUGUGUCGCGACAACUUGCAGCGGUUCGGUGUCGUUUCAUGUCAUCAACAUCAGAACCGACAUCGAGUUUGUCUUCUUCGGCGGUGGCUUCCUCGCCCCUUGCAUCGUUGCGAGGUCGACCCCUUUGAGUUUCUCAAAUCCCAAUAGGCCAUUGUACGGGCACAUCUCAAGCGUGGAUUCAUCUGGAGCAUCAAUGAGAGUGACAUGGGUUAGUGGGGAUGAUAAGCCUCAGCAAGUACAAUACGAUGGUGGAAAAACACAAACAUCACAAGUUACCACAUUUACCCAAAAUGAUAUGUGCAAGUCGGCUCUAAUAGUUAGCUCCCCAGCAAAGGACUUUGGGUGGCAUGAUCCAGGCUUUAUUCAUUCUGCAGUGAUGACCGGUCUUAAGCCUUCAACCACUUUCACUUACAGAUAUGGAAGUGAUUCAGUUGGUUGGAGUGAUCAAAUUCAGUUCAAGCCUCCACCUGCAGGAGGAUCAGAAGAACUCAAAUUCCUUGCAUUUGGUGACAUGGGAAAAGCUCCACGAGAUGUCUCCGUUGAGCACUAUAUUCAGCCAGGAUCAAUCUCAGUGGUAGAAGCCAUGACCGAAGAAGUUAAGUCUGGAAAUGUGGACUCCAUCUUCCACAUUGGAGACAUAAGCUAUGCCACAGGCUUUCUUGUUGAGUGGGAUUACUUUCUCCAUCUAAUCAGCCCCGUGGCUUCUCGGGUUUCGUACAUGACGGCCAUCGGAAACCAUGAGAGGGACUAUAUGGAGCUUGGAGAUUUGUACUUUUCACCAGAUUCAGGAGGAGAAUGUGGAGUUCCUUAUGAGACCUAUUUUCCUAUGCCAACCCAAGCCAAGGAUAAGCCUUGGUACUCCAUUGAACAAGGCAGUGUUCACUUCACUGUUAUCUCUACUGAGCAUGAUUGGAAAAAGAAUUCUGAGCAGCACCAAUGGAUGAAAAAGGAUAUGGCUUCUGUUGAUAGGUCUAAAACUCCAUGGCUGAUUUUUAUGGGGCACAGACCCAUGUAUACCUCCUCACCUGGACUCUUCGGCGUUGACCAAGAUUUUAUCAAUGAAGUUGAACCAUUACUAGUGGCCAACAAGGUUGAUUUGGUUUUAUUUGGUCAUGUCCACAACUACGAGAGGACAUGCUCGGUUUACAGAAAUGCAUGCUUGGCAAUGCCUAGAAAAGAUGAAAGCGGGAUCGACACAUAUGAUCAUAACAACUAUACUGCUCCAGUGCACACGGUUAUCGGCAUGGCCGGCUUCGUCCUCGACAAGUUUCCGGAUUCUGUGAACAAUAGUUGGAGCUUAGAAAGAAUAUCAGAGUUUGGCUAUUUUAGAGGGCAUGCAACAAAAGAAGAAUUAAAAUUAGAGCUUGUCAACGCAGCUACGAAAAAGGUCGAGGAUAGCUUCCGAAUUACCAAGAAGCAAGAUUCCUCCAGCAGAAAACUCAAGAUAGGUCAUUAGAUGAAUAUGAUCAUUGCACACAUAGAAAUGAUGAUAAAGAUGUAGAGAGAUUGAAAUGAAUGGUUUUCUGUACAAAUUGUGAAUUUUGUUGCCUUUUUUGUGCUUCUAUUGUGCAACAAGUCAACAACGGUAAU